Messenger RNA from Megalops cyprinoides (Indo-Pacific tarpon), 1036 nucleotides. Its product is annotated as cathelicidin-2-like. Lineage: Eukaryota; Metazoa; Chordata; Actinopteri; Elopiformes; Megalopidae. The transcript has 4 exons. The record is from RefSeq and is a predicted model, not a curated record. Gene Ontology annotation, cellular component: extracellular region. Gene Ontology annotation, biological process: defense response. The coding region runs from base 41 to 496 and encodes 151 amino acids.
UGCGCUUCAUCAGUCUCAGUGAGUGAGAUACACAGAUAAGAUGAGAAUCUCCGCUGGAUCUCUGCUGCUGCUUGCUCUGACCGCUCUGGUCUCUGUGACUCUGGCCAAGAGCGUCUUUACCUUCAUGGACGUCCUCAAAGCAGCUACUGUCGACUUCAACCAGAAGAGUGAUGAGAAGAAUGCCUUUGGGCCGCCCAAACAGAGCCCACUACGGUCAAUGUCGAUGUUUGAGCCUGGUGACGGCUCUGUCAUCAUCAAGUCCAUCACUUUCACACUGAAGGAGACAGUGUGCCCCAAAUCAGUGGACUAUCUGAAGGAAGAGUGCGUCUUCAAGGAGAACGGGUCUCUGAAGAUGUGCUCCAGCACAGCCACAGUCCUGAAGUCACAGCCAGCGGAGGCAGCAUCACUCACAGUGUCCUGCAGGGAGGUUACGGACCCAGCGGAGCGCAAGAAACUCUCAGAGCCUCCCAGCUGGACAAAGUACUUCAACUGGUAAAGAUGUGGCAUCAGAAGACAUGGCGUCAGAGCAAAACCAUUCACCAGCAUUUUUAUUUUGCCUGUGUAUUAUAUCUGUUUUUUUUUUUUUUUUACAACGGUGUUAAUUCGUUUCUGAAUAAAUGCAUCAAUUCAACUUACCCACUCUAUCAAACAUCUUUUCUCUAAUGGUACACUGCACUAGGAGGGCAAGCACAUUCUGCACUUGUCUUGGGUCAAAGAGAAUUGUUUUGUUCUUUAGUUUCGCAUGAGACUAUAACGCUGAUCUAUUUUACCUCAAAGGCGAUGUUAACUAAUAGAUGACCAACUCAUCUAUUAAGUAAGAAAUGUAAUGAUUUAUGAAAUAGAAUGUAAAAUACCAUUAUGAAAAAUCAUGAAAAUGUGCGAUGUCUACAGAUAGCUUUCACCACAUACAUGUGGUUGAUCUGAUCACUGGGGCGAGACUUUUUUUUUUGAGUUGUUUGAAGGACUCAAUGUCUAUUGCUUCAAAAAACGUGCAAUAGCACCACCAGCCGCCAAUAAACAGAAAUUACUGUUCUUU